Dentiscutata erythropus is the source of this 275-nucleotide messenger RNA. Lineage: Eukaryota; Fungi; Glomeromycota; Glomeromycetes; Diversisporales; Gigasporaceae. The record is from the annotation of a GenBank genome assembly.
UCUUCGUUACUGGAAUUGCGGUGUUGAAGUCGUGUCAUUCUUAGAUCGUCGUUGGAGCCUUUCGGAGUCACCAUUAUUGGAGCCGUUGUUACUGGAGUUGGAAUGGAGUCACGUUACUGGAGUGCUGUUAGUGGAAUGGAGUCGCGUUACUGGAGUACUGUUAGUGGAAUGGAAUCGCAUUACUAGAGUCGUUCUAGUCGUCGUUUAUGGAACCGUCGGUUCUGGUAUUUCGCUUGUUGAUCCUUGUUGGUCUGAUUCGUCAAUUUGUGGUGUUG